Messenger RNA from Symbiodinium sp. CCMP2456, 909 nucleotides. Lineage: Eukaryota; Dinophyceae; Suessiales; Symbiodiniaceae. The record is from the annotation of a GenBank genome assembly.
AUGGCAGCCGGUUUGAUCCUGCCAGCCGCCGUCGGGGCGGGGCCUCUCAAUCCGAAAGUCGUAUCGGCCGACGCGAAGUGGGUCGCUCACGUCGAUUUCGCCGCCUUGAACGACACGAAGGCCGUGCGCGAGGUCCGCGACAUUUGGCCCAAGAAGACCGAGAAGGCCCGCGAAUGGAUGCAGGAAAACUACGGCAUCGACACACGGGAGGACUUCGAGAGCGCCACGGCCUACGGCAGCAGUUACGGCAAAGGCGACUGCGUCGUCGUCCUGAAGUCCGACUACAGCGAGGACAAGGCGUCCAAGAUGAAGUCGAAGCACCAUAAGGCGGAUUCGAACGACGAGAAGAAGGACGCUUCGUCCAGCGAUUACAAAUCCGACAGCAAGUGGGGGGAUAAGUCCGACCGUGUCGCUUGGGUGCUGGUCGACGAUGAAACGAUCGUCUAUUCCAAAUCGGUGCGGAGCCUCAAGGACGCCGUCGAAACGCUCGAAGGCCAUGCCGAAUCGCUCGAAGGUAAAGAGUCGGAGCUGACCGCCGACAUCCCCGAUAACGCUGUCGUGUACGCCGCAGCGGUUGAACUCGAUUCGAUCUCGCACGAAGGGGCCAUGUUCCCGCUGCUCCGGCAGCACAAGCGGGCCUGCUACGCCCUCGGCGAGAAGGAUGGCGAGCUGUUCGAUGAAUUGAAGCUCGUCGCCCGCAACGAGAAGGUCGCCGAGAAAAUGGAGAAGGUCGUCGAAGGUUACGCGGCCGCGAUGAAAGUGAUGUUCAUCGACUCCGAGCCGAUGAGCAAGAUGCUUGAGAACGUGGAGAUCGAACAGGACAACGCGACCGUCAAGACGUGCUGGAACGGCGAUGUCGAUCGCUUCGCCGAGGCGUUGAAGGACUGCAAGAAGAAUAUGAAGCGUUGA